AGAGACAUAAAUCGUGAGAUUCUGAUACGUAAAUAAAGAUUUUAGACCUUAAUAAUGUAGUGUUACGGACGUAAAUGUUCGUAAGAUUUUGACAACGGUAGUGCAUUGUUGUCGACUGUACUAUUAUAAGUGGUUUGCGUUGGUUUGUGAUGCGAUUUUGCUUGCGUAUUUUGCACCAAGGAAUAAAAUUAGUAUAUUAUAAUAAAAGCCGGCAGCUUCCUUAAAUUAUGUGUUAAAAACAUAAUGUAUUGAUUUUACUUACCUCCUUGUUCAAAUAAAAAUCGCAUUUACGUUCUGAAAAUGGAGUACCAUUUUAACGAUUUGUGUAUGCCAGCCGAUCAUCUUUUAACGGAUCCAUACGCAGCAGAAUACACUCCGCAGUACAUCAUGCCUUCACAGGAAGGGGAAUAUGAAGUGCGGAGCUCUAUACUGGUGGAUGGUGGAGACAGGUUUGGUGUCUCCGCUGUGCAGUUCGACAAGUUUGAGGAGCUAAUCUGGAUGGGUAAUCAGGGGGGCCAUGUGACAUCAUACUACGGUCCAGCAAUGCAGAAGUACACGUCCUUCCAAGUCCACGAGUCUGAAGAAGUGCGGGAUAUACUCACCAUGGAGAAUGGUAUUUAUGCACUGACAAAAACGUCGCUACGCCAUCAAAUACGAAGAGGAAUACCUAAACAUACUCACAGAUCGCGCAACAUGACAGACAUGCAGUGCCUGUACCAAGUGAAUUCUACCAAGCUAAUGAUGGGUGGGCAUCAGGCCAAGUUGAUUGAUCUGGACCUUACCAAGCUGGUGGAAACUGUUAUUCCGAUACAAGAAGAAGGCUGCGCCGUGCUCCGUGGCGGAGGGAGCUCCUUAGUCGCUUGCGGCAGCGCCAGCGGCUCCGUGAGCCUCCGCGACCUGCGGAGCCCUACAACAGCGCAGCACACGUUCCGGGCGCACUCCGCCUGCCUCUCCGACUUGGACAUGCAGGGCGAUCUGCUCAUCACGUGCGGGUUCCAGUCGGUAAACGGCGUAGCAGUGGCGGAGCCCUACGUGGUUGUCUGGGACGUGCGCCGCCUGCGCGCCGGCGCGGCCAGCGAGGCGGCCUGGUCGUGCGCCCCGGCCGCGCCGCCGCUGCUGCUGCACUACCUGCCCGCCUUCUCCGGCCGCGCCGUGGCUCUGUCCGGCGACGGACACGUCACGCUCCUGCACGUCAACUCUAGUGAUGAUAACCACUCCGUUUUCCAAGUGGACACCCAAUCCUCCCCCUGCAGUGUGAUGGACGUGUCGGCCACAAGCCAAGCUCUCGUCUUUGGUGACCAAGCAGGACAUUUGCAUCUGUUCUCACCUCAGCAUAAUCAUGAGCCUGUAUUCAAUAAUUUCUCUAGAGCCACAGAGUUUGCCGACGCCCCUCCAAGCCUUCCCUUCGCGGGCCCGACCGAUACAACGUUCCAGUUCUCGUCCGUGCCCCUCCCCCCGCUGGGCGCCGGCCCGAGGUGGUUCAAUGAACUGCCCCCUGCCUUCUUCAGGAAGGGAUACAGGAAACCAAAACCGAUAGACCCAGAGGUUCUCAACACCAUGAAAAUGCAGGGUCCGAUCGGCUACGCUCCAAACCCUAGAACUUUCAAAAGAAACCAGAUGCCCUACAUAGAAGACACUCUUGAAGACCUGUUCACUGCCAAAGUGACAGAAAACAAACUUACAAACCAACCCGUGCCCAAGCACUAUCAAAAGACCGAUGGUCGUUACACCAAGCAAGAAAGUGAAUCGAGCAACAAGCCCGGCCUCCCAGGAUUGGAGGCUAUUUUACCCAAUUCAUACUGCAACUCUAUGCUUCAGGUUCUGUACUAUACUCCUGCUGUGAAGGCAACGUUGCUGGCCCACACUUGCGCAAAGGAGUUUUGUCUCAGCUGUGAAUUAGGCUUCCUGUUCCGAAUGCUCGACUCAUCCGGCGGCGCGGCCUGUCAGGCAGCUAAUUUCCUUCGAGCCUUCCGCACAGUUCCCGAGGCCGCCGCUCUAGGCCUCAUCCUGCCUGACAGGCAGGACUCACAGGACCUGCAGGCAUUGAUACAGAGCUGGAACCGCUUCAUACUUCACCAGAUGCACUACGAAAUCCUGGAAACACGAAAGAAGGAGAAGGAGAUGGCCCUCCUCGCCAGCAGCUCUCCUCCCGCGACCAGGGGCGGCGCGCCCGCGCCCGUCGCGCCGCCCGCCGCGCAGGUGAACGGCUAUCCGGAAGAAUAUCAAUACGCAGAGCUGGAGUUCCUUGGUCCCAGCACGGAAUUCGAAGAUGGCGAACCGAGAGAAGACGGCUGGCAUAACUUGAGUCAGGAGGAAGCCUUGUUUGGUCCUGUGGAAUACUCAGUGUCUCAAGAUUCUCAACUCAACAAGGUGAACGACGAGCUCCCGAACCAGCAAGUGGACAGAGAAGAGUCGGACAUAUCUCAGCUCUUCGCUAUCGGCCGACACCAGCUCAACCGCUGCUUGAAGUGCAAUAAAGAGGAGGAGCGUUCAUCAGUGGUCCUAGCCUGCGCUCUCCAAUACCCUAUGGGCUCCAAUUCAGCGCGGGGCUUCGCGGAGCUCGUGCGCGCCUCCCUCGCGCCGCGCCGCGCCACGCCGGCCUGGUGCGAGCAGUGCGCCCGCUUCACGCCCACACAGCAACAGGGCCGGGUCAUACGAUUACCACCGAUACUCGCGAUAAACUGUGGCGGUGUCACUGCUCACGAGAAGGCCUAUUGGGCUAAAGGCACGCCAAAAGAGACGCCGGACUCGACGAAGCGCGGUAGCAGCGGCAAGCCGUGCCGCUACGGCGUGCAUUGUGCGAGGCCGGGGUGCCGCUUCAAACAUCCGGACAGACCGAGCCCAUCCCAAGGUUCGUCCAAGAGCCCCGACUCUCAUUGCGUGUUGCCGCAACAGCUGCUGGUCAGGCUGCAGUCCGAUGGCGACGUUAUUAUCAAUGAUAAGAACGACGCAUCGAACGACAACCGAGAUAAACACAAGAAGAAGCAAAUGACAACCAUUUCCGAAGAAGAGUACAAUCUCUCCGCUGCCGUUAUAUGCGUUGAAGACAACCCCAAGAAUCUGGUCGCUUACGUGCAGAUAGGGGAAGAGUGGCACAUGUUCAACGACGUUAGCAUAACCCCAGUAUCAGCGUCAGAAGUGGUCCAAUUCAGCGCGUGGUGGAAAACGCCCUGCGUGCUCUUCUACUCGUCGACGAGCCUCAAGCAGGAGGAGUCAUAGCCGACCGAGUAUGGACCUUAUAGCGACGAGCCUGUAGGUCCAUACAACAUGAACCAAAUGUUCUACCAAGUCAUCGCAGAAGGACAUUACAGUAUGUACAAUGAGUCGUAGCGGAUAUUGAACCGUAAUGCAACGUGGUAAGGAGGAAAUUUGAACAAAAUCAAGUGAAACAUUUAAAUUAUGAAAUUUUAGAUUAAGUCGAAAUUAUUUUAGUGUGAUCGUGGUAAAGGCGAAACUUUCGUUUCUUUUUUUUAAAUAUUAAAGAUGUAGAUACAUUAAAUUUGUACAGA
This is a messenger RNA of Cydia pomonella (codling moth), 3509 nucleotides long. It is a transcript of the gene PAN2, whose product is annotated as PAN2-PAN3 deadenylation complex catalytic subunit PAN2. The transcript is spliced from 24 exons. The record is from RefSeq and is a predicted model, not a curated record. Bases 301 to 3219 code for a protein of 972 amino acids. NCBI's taxonomy places the organism in Eukaryota, Metazoa, Arthropoda, Insecta, Lepidoptera, Tortricidae. Gene Ontology annotation, cellular component: P-body; PAN complex. Gene Ontology annotation, biological process: nuclear-transcribed mRNA poly(A) tail shortening. Gene Ontology annotation, molecular function: protein binding.